This is a messenger RNA of Erigeron canadensis, 2695 nucleotides long. RefSeq names its product pentatricopeptide repeat-containing protein At2g06000-like. The record is from RefSeq and is a predicted model, not a curated record. Gene Ontology annotation, molecular function: protein binding. The coding region runs from base 146 to 1804 and encodes 552 amino acids. NCBI's taxonomy places the organism in Eukaryota, Viridiplantae, Streptophyta, Magnoliopsida, Asterales, Asteraceae. The transcript has 3 exons.
CCCACCCGGCCACCCCCCAAACACACACACAAUUUUUUUCAUUUCAUCCUAAAAUAUUCCGAUGAGGGUUUUUCAGUCACACUUUUGCAUUUCUUCAAUACCCUUUUUAUAAAUUACAUACUAUAGGAUUAUAUAUUAAUUAACAAUGCUAUUAAGGUUAAUUAAUCAUACCCAGAAAACCCAUGUAAUCAUAUCUAAGAUCCAAAAAUAUUCAUCAAUAUCAAACUCACAAGGUAAGUUUCAAAGACCCACUACUAACAUGUCUGUUUGGUUUGUUAAAUUAGUAUGCACAUUAACUGUUCGACGAAAGUCCUCAGUGAAAGAAUUCCGUGUUUCCGAUUAUUUGAGAAAGAAUAUGACUUCCUCUAUUGCCUUUAGUGUAAUACAUCAUAUGAAUUGUUAUUGGAAUGACCCACAUUUAGCUUUUGGGUUUUUAGAAUAUAGUAAGAAUGUGUUGAAUAUUGGUCAUACUGUUGAUACUUAUAGUUUUCUUUUGGAUUCGUUUUGUCGUCUGGGUGUUUUUGAUUUAGCGAAAAAGGUUUAUGAUUUGAUGAGGGUUGAUGGGUUUUUGUUGCCGGAUUGUGUUCUUUUGGGAUUUGUUGUUACGUCGUUUGUGAACGCGGGUAACUUUGAAGUUGCCAAAGAGUUGAUUUUUGAUUAUUGUCGGGAAGGGGUGGGAAACGGUGGGGUGCUUAGUUUCGUUGUGAUUAAUAGGUUUUUGAGGUUGUUAGUGAACAGUAACCGCGUGAAUGAGGCAUUUGAGUAUUUGGAAAACGUUAUUUUGAGAUCAAAAUGUUGUUCGGUUGAUGCGUGCUCCUUUAAUAUAGUCAUCAAUGGACUUUGCGGAGUUAGGGAGGUUGAUAAGGCUUUUGGGUUUCUCGAUAAAAUGAGGGAGUUUGGUUGUAUGCCUGAUUUAGUUACGUAUAAUACUCUUAUGAAAGGAUUUUGUCUUGUUGGGAAUGUCGAUAAAGCACAUAAGUUGUUGAAAGAUGUUUGUAGUGUAGAAGGAUGUUCACCUGAUGUCGUGACUUUUACUUCUGUUAUAAAAGGUUAUUGCAAGCUAGGUAAAAUGGAAGAGGCAAUGGUUUUAUUUGAUGAUAUGAUGGACCAGGGAAUUAGACCUAACACUGUUACGUUUAAUGUCAUGAUUGAUGGGUUUGGUAAGAUUGGCAAUAUGGUCUCUGCCUUAAAUAUGUAUGAAAGAAUGCUUAGUCUUGGUUGUAAUCCUGACGUUAUCACCUUUACAUCAAUAAUUGAUGGCCAUUGUCUUGUAGGAGAACUCCCGCGGGGCUUAAAGGUUUGGGAUGAGAUGAAUAGAAGAAAUAUAUCUCCUAAUCUGCACACAUUUUCCAUUCUCAUCCGUUCUUUGUGUAGAGAAAGUAGACUAAAUGAGGCUCGUGACCUCUUAAGACAAUUGAAAAGGAGAGAUGAUAUUGUUUCUAAAGCUUUUGUUUACAACUUCGUAAUUGACGGUUUUUGCAAAGCGGGGAAUGUGGAUGAGGCUAAUGUGAUUGUUAAGGAAAUGGAAGAGAAAAGGUGCAAACCCGAUAAAAUGACAUUUACCAUCUUAAUCAUUGGGCAUUGUAUGAAAGGGCGAAUGAUUGAGGCUAUAAGUCUAUUUGACAACAUGCUAAUAGUUGGCUGUGCCCCAGAUUCUCUUACUGUAAAUUCAUUGGUUUCACGUCUUCUAAAGGCUGGGAUGCCCAAAGAAGCGUCUAAAAUAAGGAAAGCUGCAUCGGCCACACGGGUCCCACAAGGAGAUGCUUCAAAUUGCAAAAACAUAGAUAUCCCCGUGGCUGUGUAAAUGAAUCGGCUUACUGAUGUUGCACUUGCGCUUGGCAGUCCUUAAGGCCAUCGGUGCAUGCAAAACGGCUCAUUGCUUGCUGUUAUCAGGUUGAGUCUGACAAAUGUUUCCGUUUUCUUGGUAAUCCGAGUCUCUUUUGAGUUCACUAUAAAGAUGCUGGAUGUUGUUAACUAUGCAAAUCAGCAUUAUCAGGAUAUAUUUUAUCAAGAGACCUUAUGCUGAGUGGGAUCAGAAUCAGGGGCCCAACAGAUGAUUUUUUGAACCUACUGUUGAUAGCCUAUAUGAUUUAUGUAGGCUGGGGUAAUACGGAGGUUGAGUGGGAUUAGGUGUUUGAUUUGAGGAGACUUGUGUUGAUGGACUACGGCUACACUGCUCGAGUUGUCCAGGUGAUAUAUGAGUUUACUCAAGGUUUUUAAUAUGUUAUACACUGGCUUGAAAAUGAUCUAGAGGUGGAUGGGUUACAAUAACCACAAGCUCACCAUACCGCCAAUCCUUUCAAGCAAGAAAACAAUUGCGUUGAUGGGUUUUUUCAUUUUUCCCUAGUUCUUUUUUAUAAGAACUUUAUUUUUGGCUCAAUUUUAUUAGUUAUAUAUAUUUUUCCCUUAAUGUGGUAUUAAGGUAUUUGAUAUCUUUGGCCUAACAAGGAUGUCAUUUUAAGGGAUAAAGAAUUACCUCAUACGUUUUAGGAAAACUAGUAUACUUAUGUAAACACCACGACAUGUCAAUACAUGUAUAUAGAGAGGCGCGGUAGCAUAGUUCCAUUUUUGUAGUUGAUUAUCAUUUAUCAACAUGUAAGGUUUCAUAAUAAAUGACCCAGAAGGAUACUAUUAUCAUUGAAAGUGUGGUCAAUUGUUAUAUCGCUUAAAAAAUGCUUGGAGACCCUCGACUGUA